Messenger RNA from Danio aesculapii, 1853 nucleotides. RefSeq names its product tyrosine hydroxylase (gene th). Gene Ontology annotation, cellular component: cytoplasm; perikaryon; axon. The coding region runs from base 241 to 1710 and encodes 489 amino acids. The transcript is spliced from 13 exons. Gene Ontology annotation, biological process: dopamine biosynthetic process from tyrosine. The record is from RefSeq and is a predicted model, not a curated record. Lineage: Eukaryota; Metazoa; Chordata; Actinopteri; Cypriniformes; Danionidae. Gene Ontology annotation, molecular function: iron ion binding; tyrosine 3-monooxygenase activity.
GCGCAUUGGAAAUGUAAACAGACGGUUACGCAGCAAAGUCAGAAUCAAAUUAUGAACGAAUGCGGUGCGAGGGGCUUCAAGAUGUUCAAUGACGGAGAAGGAAGAGGUCGGUUUGACGUCAGUCAAGAGAAAGGAUCUCUAUAAAUAAGGGGGGAAAGAAUGCUACAUGGAAGUAAGUGACCAGCGCUCCCAAGAGACCACAAGAUAAUUUCAACUGUUUCGCGCGCGCGCCAUCUGAACAUGCCGAAUUCAAGCAGCUCCACAUCUUCCACAAAGAGCAUCCGGAGAGCUGCUUCUGAACUCGAGCGCUCAGAUUCUAUUACGUCUCAGAAGUUUGUCGGGAGGCGGCAGAGUUUGAUCGAGGAUGCGCGUAAGGAGCGCGAGGCGGCGGCCGCAGCGGCGGAGGCUGCAGGACUGAACGAGCAGAUCGUGUUUGAGGAGAGCGAUGGAAAAGCGUUGAUCAGCCUAUUCUUCACUCUCAGAUGCUCAAAAAGCCCAGCGCUGUCUCGCACCUUGAAGGUUUUCGAGACAUUUGAGGCCAAGAUCCACCAUCUUGAAACCAGACCCAGCCGAAAACCAAAGGAUGGCUUGGAGGACCUGGAAUAUUAUGUUCAGUGUGAAGUGCACUUGUCGGAUGUUAGCACUCUGGUCAGCUCUCUGAAGAGAAGUGCAGAAGAUGUCAAAACCACAAAGGAGGUCAAAUUUCAUUGGUUUCCAAGAAAAAUUGCUGAGCUUGAUAAAUGCCAUCACCUUGUCACCAAAUAUGAUCCUGAUCUGGAUCAGGAUCACCCAGGAUUUACCGACCCUGUUUACAGAAAACGACGAAAGAUGAUCGGAGACAUUGCCUUCAAAUACAGACAUGGAGAACCAAUUCCUAGAGUGGAUUAUACAGAGGAAGAAAUCGGAACAUGGCGGGAGGUCUACUCCACCCUCCGAGAUCUGUACACGACCCAUGCCUGCAGUGAACAUUUAGAGGCUUUCCGGUUACUGGAGAAACACUGCGGCUACAGCCCAGAUAACAUCCCUCAGCUGGAGGAUGUGUCCUGCUUCUUAAAAGAGCGCACAGGAUUUCAGCUGAGGCCAGUGGCAGGUUUGCUCUCUGCACGCGACUUUUUGGCCAGCCUGGCUUUUCGUGUGUUCCAGUGCACACAGUACAUACGCCAUGCUUCCUCCCCCAUGCACUCCCCUGAACCGGAUUGCGUCCAUGAACUUCUUGGCCAUGUACCAAUAUUGUCUGAUCGAACAUUUGCACAGUUUUCUCAGAGUAUUGGUCUGGCAUCUCUUGGAGCUUCUGAUGAAGAUAUUGAGAAGCUAUCGACAAUGUACUGGUUCACUGUGGAGUUUGGACUGUGUAAACAGGGAGGGAUGAUUAAAGCAUAUGGAGCAGGACUGCUGUCAUCUUAUGGAGAGCUGGUGCAUUCUCUCUCAGAUGAGCCAGAGAGACGAGAAUUUGACCCGGAUAUUGUUGCUGUUCAGCCAUACCAAGACCAGACUUACCAACCUGUCUAUUUUGUGUCAGAAAGCUUUGUGGAUGCCACUGAGAAACUGAGAACAUAUGUGACCCGCAUCAAGCGACCAUUUUCAGUGCGGUUCGACCCAUACACGGACAGCAUAGAAGUGCUGGACAACCCACUGAAGAUCCAGAAAGGCCUGGAGACCAUAAAAGACGAACUGAAGAUUCUCACAGAUGCCCUGAAUGUGUUGGCUUAAUUCUGCUGAGGAACCAAUCAGCUGUCGCGUUCCUCAAUGCUUCACGUGUGACAGUCUCAUUGUUAUACUGUUCUUCUAUGUCUACUGUACAUCUGCUGCUAUAGACAUUGUUGCUUCUAAAAUGCUGAAAACAAACUUUAAAA